CAGCGUAUGUAGGGAAAAAUUUUGACAGCGAAUAUGAAACUACCAGUACAAAGUUAUUUUUGUAUAUAGUACUGAUCCUUGUGUGCGUUGAGAAUCCUCUGUUGAAAGUACGAGUUGGCUAGUUAGCCUCAAAAUAUUAGCUAACGACAAUUACUCAUACAAGAUGUGGAAAUCAGCUUACGUUUACAGAACACGGUGCGCGCGUUAUUCACACCCGGGUCGUGAACUGUCGUCCGCCGUUAAAAUAAGAUAACCACAAAAUGUAAACAAAGUUGAAUUUACUUUUUCAAUUCUCGACAAAAUGGUAGAGAAGAUACAAGUAAAUUCCAAGAAAAUUUAUUUCAUUUUGAUAUUGUUCCAGUUCACAGGUAGCGAAACAGCCCGGGUGGAAAAUAUAGCACUGUAUGAGACUUCAGAAACUGCAAAUAUAAAGAACGGUGUGAUUUACGUCAAACCAGAAACAGAUGUAAAGCUUUGGUUGUUUGGAAGCGAAUUAGACUCUACAGAGAUUUCUUUUUCUAAAGUUGCCAAACCUGUUGACGCACCAUGUGAUAGUGACAGAACCACUGAUCCCUUAAAGGUAGCUACAACUGAUGUUGGUAAAGCAAAUGUAGCUCUGAAUUUUAAGGUAAGUCUCUUUCAAUCUUUUAGGAUUGACUAAAUUUUUGCUUUAAAG
Molecule: messenger RNA, 676 nt
Organism: Hydractinia symbiolongicarpus
Lineage: Eukaryota; Metazoa; Cnidaria; Hydrozoa; Anthoathecata; Hydractiniidae
Exons: 1
Coding region: 302-661 (119 amino acids)
Source: RefSeq, a predicted model, not a curated record